This is a messenger RNA of Aspergillus neoniger CBS 115656, 1254 nucleotides long. It is a transcript of the gene fhpA, whose product is annotated as flavohemoprotein. Gene Ontology annotation, molecular function: oxygen binding; heme binding; FAD binding. Gene Ontology annotation, cellular component: intracellular anatomical structure. The transcript has a single exon. Gene Ontology annotation, biological process: nitric oxide catabolic process; cellular response to nitrosative stress. NCBI's taxonomy places the organism in Eukaryota, Fungi, Ascomycota, Eurotiomycetes, Eurotiales, Aspergillaceae. The record is from RefSeq and is a predicted model, not a curated record. The coding region runs from base 1 to 1254 and encodes 417 amino acids.
AUGGGUCUCACCCAGGAACAGACUGACAUCAUCAAGGCCACCGUGCCUGUGAUCAAGGAGCAUGGCAAUGCUGUUACCAGUGUCUUCUACAAGAACAUGCUCGCCGCACACCCUGAGCUGAAUGCCAUCUUCAACUCCUCCAACCAAGUCAACGGCCACCAACCCCGCGCCCUCGCCGGUGCUGUCUUCGCCUACGCCGCCAACAUCGACAACCUUGGUGCUCUCGGCCCCGCAGUCGAGCUCAUCUGCAACAAGCAUGCCUCCCUCUACAUCCAGCCCGAGCACUACAACAUCGUCGGCAAGUUCUUGCUCGAGGCCAUGGGCGAAGUCCUUGGUGACGCCUUCACCCCCGCCAUCAAGGACGCGUGGGCCGCCGCUUACUUCCAACUCGCUGAUAUCAUGAUCAACCGCGAAGCUGCCCUCUACAAGGAGGCCGACGGAUGGACCGAGUUCCGCGAUUUCCGCAUCGCCAAGAAGGUUCCUGAAUCUUCUGAGAUUACCUCCUUCUACCUCGAGCCUGUCGAUGGCAAGCCCCUCCCUUCUUUCCGUCCCGGACAAUACAUCUCUAUCCAGCUCUUCGUCCCCCAACUCAACCACCCUCAAGCCAGACAAUACUCCCUCAGUGACAAGCCCCGCUCCGACUACUACCGGAUCUCCGUGAAAAAGGAGCCUGGUCUCAAUGCCACUGAACCGGGUGCUGAAGCCCACCCUGGCCUCGUGUCCAACAUUCUGCACGAUCUCAAGAAAGAGGGCGACAUCAUCAAGGUGUCGCACCCCCAGGGUGACUUCUUCCUGUCCGAUGCGGAGAAGCAGAGCACCAGCCCCAUCGUUCUCUUGGCAGCCGGUGUGGGUCUGACCCCGCUCACCUCGAUCCUGAACACCAUCCUUGAGACCGAAUCCGAGACACAGCGCAAAAUCUCCUUCAUUCACGGCGCUCGCACCUCCGCCGCCCGUGCCUUCAAGCCCCAGAUCCGCGAGCUGGCUACCAAGGUGCCCAACUUGCAGGCGUUCUUCUUCACCAGCCACCCGGCUGCCGAGGACAAGCAGGGUGAAGACUACGACUUUGCCGGUCGCCUGGAUCUGAGCAAGCUGGAUUCCAAGAAGAACCUGUUCCUGGACGAUGCGACAACUCAGUACUACGUGUGCGGUCCCGAGUCGUUCAUGCUGGACGUGAAGGGCAAGCUGGCUGCUGAGGGCGUGAGCGCGGACCGCAUCAAGAUGGAGCUGUUUGGCACUGGUGGUGUACCCGCUUGA